This is a messenger RNA of Odocoileus virginianus texanus, 4010 nucleotides long. Its product is annotated as SEC14-like protein 4. The record is from RefSeq and is a predicted model, not a curated record. Gene Ontology annotation, cellular component: cytoplasm. Lineage: Eukaryota; Metazoa; Chordata; Mammalia; Artiodactyla; Cervidae.
GCCAGGCGGCGGGGCGGGCAGACUAGUCCUGGACACUGGGGCUCAGGGCACCAUGAGCGGCCGAGUUGGGGACCUGAGCCCCCAGCAGCAGGAGGCUCUGACCCGGUUCCGGGACAACCUUCAGGACCUGCUCCCCACGCUGCCCAAGGCUGAUGACCACUUCCUCCUGCGCUGGCUCCGAGCCCGGAACUUUGACCUGCAGAAAUCAGAGGACAUGCUCCGUAAGCACGUGGAGUUCCGCAAGCAGCAGGACCUGGACAACAUCCUUGAGUGGAAGCCCUCAGAGGUGGUCCAGCGGUACGAUGCCGGUGGCUUGUGCGGCUACGACUAUGAGGGCUGCCCCGUGUGGUUCGACAUCAUCGGGACCAUGGACCCCAGGGGCCUCCUCCUGUCAGCCUCCAAGCAGGAGCUGAUCCGGAAGCGCAUCAGAGUCUGCGAGUUGCUUUUGCACAAGUGUGAACAGCAGAGUCAGAAGCUGGGCAGGAGGGUCGACACGGCCGUGAUGGUGUUUGACAUGGAAGGGCUGAGCCUGAGACACCUGUGGAAGCCAGCAGUGGAGGUUUACCAGCAGUUUUUUGCCAUUCUGGAAGCAAAUUAUCCGGAGACGAUGAAGAAUUUAAUUGUUGUUCGAGCCCCCAAGCUGUUCCCCGUGGCCUUCAACUUGGUCAAGUCAUUCAUGGGUGAGGAGACCCGAAGGAAGAUAGUGAUUAUGGGAGGCAACUGGAAGCAAGAGCUGCCUAAGUUCAUCAGCCCCGACCAGCUGCCUGUGGAGUUCGGGGGGACCAUGACCGACCCUGAUGGCAACCCCAAGUGCCUGACCAAGAUCAACUACGGGGGCGACGUGCCCCAGCAUUACUACCUGCACAACCACGUGAGGGUGAAGUACGACCACCAGGCGACCGUGGGCCGAGGCUCCUCCCUGCAGGUGGACAGCGAGGUCCUGUUCCCGGGCUGUGUGCUCAGGUGGCAGUACGCAUCGGACGGAGGGGACAUCGGCUUCGGGGUUUUCCUGAAGACCAAGAUGGGGGAGCGGCAGCGGGCCGGGGAGAUGACGGAGGUGCUGGCCAGCCAGCGCUACAAUGCCCACAUGGUGCCCGAGGAUGGGAGCCUCACCUGCACGGAAGCCGGCGUCUACGUCCUGCGCUUCGACAACACCUACAGCUUGAUACAUGCCAAGAAGAUCAGCUACACCGUAGAGGUGCUGCUCCCCGACAAGGCCUCUGAGGAGAAGAUCCAGGGUCUCGAGGACUCGAGACAGUCCCCAGCACAGUGAAGACCCCGCCGCCCUGUGCCCGAGCUCUCCGACCCCUCAGCACCCUGCCCUGUCCCUGCCCUUCCAGGCAGAGCGGUGCUGGAGGGGACCACGGAGAGCCUCCCACCUCGCCUCGCCUCGCCGUCUCAGCUCCUUGUGGGCCUACCUUGCUCGGUGGCCCAGCAGGAAGGAGACGCCCAGUGUGUGGCCCACGGGAAGAUCCUGACAGACACCCCAUCCCCUGUUCACAGGGAGAACCCUGAGGAUAAGCUGGCAUCCGGGAGGAAAGGUCCUGCCUGCAGAAGCUGCCCUUUUGUCCUUCCCGACACGGUGCCCCCCAUCCCAGAGCGCACCCACGCCUGGCCCUGGUUUGGGGGGGUGUGCCUGAGCCCCGGCUGCAGGGAGCACUGCUCAGGCCGGAAGAGCAGGGAAGCCCCAUUCUCCGCACGUAGGGGCUCUGCAGGGAUGCGCAGGGAUGCGGCUGGGGAGAGGGAUGGGCAGGGCUGGCGGGGGGUGGGGGGUCCUCUGUUCUGACAGAGCGUCAGCUCUCCAGGUCGGCUGUACCGCCUUUGGAGGGAAAAUCAGAAAUAGAGAGUGAGCCCUGGCAGGGACAGCCAUCAGGGGGAAGAGCCACACUCAGGCUUCCGCAGAGCCAGUCUCCCAGGAAUUCCCAGGGUCCCCCCACCCCACCCCCACCCGCUGUGAUCCAGCCGACCUUCAGCCUGGUUCCUUUCCGGCUCUGAGCGGGGCCAGGACCCAAGAAGCGCUGGAGGGAGCUGCAAUGGGCGUGCUGCGGUGCAGAGUGGAGCUGCCAUCCCGGGGCACCCAUCCUGGACUCGGACUUGCUCCAUCAGGCUUUUCCUCCAUCUUUGCGUCUCACCAGGGGGACAGCUGAAGGUCGGCUGCCAACCCUCCCCCUCCCGCGCCCCAAAUGCGACUUGGCAGCGGGCCAGUGAAGGCUUUAUUCCUCAAUGGCUGGCUCUCCCGGGCCCACAGCCCACAGUCAGGACCACCGCCUGCUCUGCUGGAAGGACCGCACCCAGCAGGAAGCUGCCAAGCUGACUGUGGUUCUGAGGUUGACUCUAGUUGGCAAUGAGGCCAUCUACCGGGGCCUGGGUGUGCUGCCCCGCCACCCUGCCCCCUGCCCCCUGCCCCCUGCCCCCUGCCCUCUGGCUGGGCCAGGCCAGCGGCCCCCAGUUCCUCUGAAGACCUGGCCCCAGGCUCUGGACCCCUGCUCCUGUACUGCUGUCCCACAGGGUGGGAUGCCGGCCACUCGGGUGACAUCCCCGGGAGUGAGUGGCCAGACGUCCCUGUGAAAGGGGUCCUUGCUGCCAAGCAUUAGCAUCCUGGCCGCCCAGGCCCUUCCCAGGGACCGGAAGCCGCCUUGAGCCCACUCUCCAGGUGCUUUGCCAGCAAGAAGCCCGCCUCUGGUCCCUUCCCCACUCUCAAUCUCUGUGCUCUCAUCUUCCCAGGUUAAUAAGAGGUUUCUCGAUUUCCCAGAGCCUGUUUUAGGCAAGGACAUAAUGAGGCUUGGGAAGGUGGGGGUCUUCCGGUGAGCCAGGUGAGGUCCUUUAGGCCCCAGCCCUCCUGCUGUGGACCCAGCCCUCCAUCCACCAUGAACGAUGGAGCACAGAGUCUCAGCAGGGGCAAAGCAAACUGACUGUGUGAAACUGAAUGAAUGCCAGUACUUCCCUGGCGGUCUAGUGGUUAAGACUUUGCCCUCCAAUGCAGGGGGUGUGAGUUCAAUCCCUGACUGGGGAGUUAAAAAUCCCACGUGCCUCGGGGCUAGAAAACCAAAACAUAAAGCAGAAGCAAUGUUGUAACGAAUUCAAUAAAGACUCAAAAACAUAGUCCACAUCAAAAAAUCUUUAAAAAAAAAAAAAGAAACUGAAUGUCAUAAGCCAAUGCUACAAGGCACUCCUAGUCCAAAAGUGUGUUUAAAUAAUUUGGUAAGAAAAAAAACUGCCUCAUCAUCACCGUCAGAAAAAAAGUCACACAGCAUCUCCUGUCCAAGAGCAUUCCCACAUCCCGGAUGUGGUAGGCUUUCCCAUCACCCCAGUUGCACAGGUCACCCUCUGUGCAGCCUCUCAGUUGAAGGGACAUCGAGAGCCCUCGGGGUCCUGGCUUCCCAGGGCCAUGUUCCCACCACCCAUGGCAGGCUGUGGGGGGCACGGCCAACGGGAGCAAGGGGGCCCUAUGCCAGGCUUCACUGGGCCCAGCUGUCAUGAUGGAGACUCCCAGGACCCUCCUGCCACCUUCACGUCCCUUGCCAAGAAACAAGGGCUUUGUGGAUAUGAACACUGACCCUGGCCUUUCUAACCACCCAGAGCCGACGGCCUAACCCUCAGCACUGCCUCGCGUGGUUUGCUUGCAGGCAGCAAAGACUGCUCUGUCCCAAGCACAGAGGUUUUCCGAGGCUCUGACUGCAAAGAAUUUACACAGACAUGGCUGUGACAUGGGGGUCAGAUGCUGUCACGGUGACUCUGAAUCCCAGAGCUGGCCGAGAGCAUCUUGUGUUCAGCCACGAGGGCAGCAGUCGAUGCAGAAGUGAGGACAGAAUCUCCUUACCUGGAGGGGGCGCUUCAGGAGCUAGAGAAGGAGCGUGUCUCCAGCAACCUCCAUCCCUGUGUCUUAACACUUUAAAAAUAAAAGGUGGGGGGCAGGAUGGGGAGGGAUUCCCAGUGGUUAAGACACCACGCUCUCAGCCAAAGGCCCGGGUUUAAUCACUGGUCGGGGAACUAAGGUCCUGCAUGCUCUG